CGGCGCGCGCGCGGUGGGCCCCGGUCCUUCUGCGGCUUUCGGAGUGAGCACGCGGGUCCGGGAAGCGCAGGCGCAGUCUGGGCAGAGGCGGGUUGGGGCGUGCAGACGGAGCGAGGAGCUGUGUCUGUCCCGAACGCCCCGACGACGACAGCACGUUCCUCCCGCAGGCGCGGACGCCUAUGGCCUCUCCGGUGGCAGACGCAUCCCGCCGGCGGCGGGAGAAGCGCAGGCAGCUGGACGCGCGCCGCAGCAAGUGCCGCAUCCGCCUGGGCGGCCACAUGGAACAGUGGUGCCUCCUCAAGGAGCGGCUGGGCUUCUCCCUGCACUCGCAGCUCGCCAAGUUCCUGUUGGACCGGUACACUUCUUCGGGCUGUGUCCUCUGUGCAGCUCCAGAGCCUGGGCCUCGGAAGGGUCUGCAGUACCUGGUGCUCCUGUCUCAUACACACAGCCGGGAAUGUGGCCUCGUGCCUGGGCUCCGGGGGCCUGGAGGUGGCGAAGGAGAGCUUGUGUGGGAGUGCUCCGCGGGCCACACGUUCUCCUGGGAACCCUCUUUGAUUCCUGCACCUUCAGAUGUGUCUAAGCAGGCCCCUGUCCCACACACCAUGGAGAGACCCUGGUGCUCAGAGGCCAGGAGGAAGCAGGAAGCCCAAGGUUUGGAAUGUGAGCAGCGAGAAAGGACUGAAGAAGCCAGGCUGUCCAGGAGAGUAGAUUCUCCACUGGAGAUCGACCCACCCGUGGGAGAAGAUCAGGAUGUGGAAGAGGAGGAGGAGGAGGAGGAAGAAGAAGAGCUGCUCAGUGACGCCAGCCCAUGGACCUACAGCUCCUCCCCAGAUGACAGUGAACCAGAUGUCCCUAGGCCACCUCUGUCCCCUGUUACGCAUACACCUAAGGAGGGAGAGAGCUCGCCAGUGCCUGCAACUCUGCCCACUCCCUGUGCUGUUGUUGCCUCCUUGGGUUCUCCAGCUGCUCUGACAUCAGAUACUGAGGUGCAGCUGGGACUCGGCAGGACCCCUCAGGUGCCUGCAGAGCUGCACGUGACUGAGUCUCUGGAGAGCCCUGGGAGUCAGGCCCAGUCUGCCCCGAAUCCGACUUGGGAUGACGAUGCUGCCCAGAUUGGGCUCAGGAGAAUUAGGAAAGCUGCCAAAAGAGAGCUGAUGCCCUGCGACUUCCCUGGCUGUGGAAGGAUCUUCUCCAACCGGCAGUAUUUAAAUCACCACAAGAAGUACCAGCAUAUCCACCAGAAGUCGUUCUGCUGCCCUGAGCCAGCUUGUGGGAAGUCCUUCAACUUUAAAAAGCACCUGAAGGAGCAUGUGAAACUACACAGUGAUACCAGGGACUACAUCUGUGAAUUCUGUGCUCGAUCUUUCCGCACUAGCAGCAACCUGGUCAUCCACAGACGAAUCCACACAGGAGAGAAACCCCUGCAGUGUGAGAUAUGUGGAUUUACUUGCCGCCAGAAGGCCUCCCUAAACUGGCACCGACGCAAGCAUGCAGAGACUGCAGCUGCCCUGCGAUUCCCCUGUGAAUUCUGUGGCAAACGCUUUGAGAAGCCAGACAGUGUGGUAGCUCACUGUAGCAAAAGCCACCCAGCCCUGCUCCCAGCACAAGAGCCACCUGGCUCUUUGGUGUCUAGUCCCAACAUUUCUGCCCCCGAAUCCCUGCAAUCUCCUGAGGGGGCAAGCAUCUCUACCACUUCUGACUCUAAUCCUGCCCCCUCAACAUCCAUUUCUUCACCUGAGGUGCCAGACCCCAGGAACAGAGAGAAAAGUUAGGUGGUGGUUCCCAGGAACUAGGAUAUUUGAGUACAGUGGAGGGUAGAGCACCAUUGGGCUCCAGAUACCAGGCUUUAGCCUUCAAGGAAAUAAUAAAUGGUAUUUUAUGCAAGUGUAUGCUUUGGUGCUACAGAUAUAAGAAUCUGGGAGUCUUUUGAAAACAGGCUGUUAGUGUGUGCCAGAAUGCAGAAGAAGCUGAUCCACUCGCAUGCCCUUCUUUCUAGACUCACUUUACAGAACUUCCCUGUAGCGUGUUAACAGUUGCCUUGGCCUAAGGGCAGACUAGACCAGGAAGCAGAUGACCCUGUCCUGUCUAGCAUUUGCCUCUGGUUAGGCCCUGCAGUCUGGCCUUCUGAUAUAGAACUGAGCCCCACAUCAAAAUAUCUAG
This is a messenger RNA of Mus pahari (shrew mouse), 2160 nucleotides long. RefSeq names its product zinc finger protein 692 (gene Znf692). Gene Ontology annotation, cellular component: chromosome; kinetochore. The record is from RefSeq and is a predicted model, not a curated record. Gene Ontology annotation, molecular function: chromatin insulator sequence binding. Bases 180 to 1772 code for a protein of 530 amino acids. Gene Ontology annotation, biological process: regulation of transcription by RNA polymerase II. The transcript is spliced from 12 exons. Lineage: Eukaryota; Metazoa; Chordata; Mammalia; Rodentia; Muridae.